Messenger RNA from Astrephomene gubernaculifera, 2455 nucleotides. Lineage: Eukaryota; Viridiplantae; Chlorophyta; Chlorophyceae; Chlamydomonadales; Astrephomenaceae. The record is from the annotation of a GenBank genome assembly.
UUCUGCGAGUACUGUAAAUUUGAAUACUUGUCCUGUACUGAGGGCCGGCUUGGGGCUGGGCACCCAGCCAACCCACGCAGCCAACCCACAGGCAGGACAUGAUGCCAUCACAGCUUCACGUCCUUAUACUAGGACUACUUCUACUGGGUCUGGUGCAGGCUGAUGUGUCCCAAUUUCUUAAGCUCGGAGAUGCGGCAUAUGCAAACUCGGAGUUCACAUCUGCCGUUCGACACUACUCGUCUGCCAUCGACCUGCAGUCAACUGUCCCCUUGUUGUACACCAAGCGUGCCGCGGCGUACAUGAGCCUUCGUAGUCUGUCACAGGCACUCCGUGAUUUGGACAGAGCGGUCCAAUUGGAUGGCUCCUUCGUGCAGGGUUACCUUAACCGCGGAAAGCUCCAGCGGCAGAUGUGCAGCUACGCUGCCGCCCAACGUGACUUUGAGCGCGUGCUGGAGCUCAAGCCGGGGCAGAAGGUGGCGGACCAGGAGCUCAAGCGCACGUUGUCUGCUCGGACCAAGCUGGAACAGCUAGAAGCGUUGGAGCGGCAGCUCAGCCUGCAGCAGCAGCAGCAGCAGGCAUCGGAAGGAGGCGGAGAGGGUGGGGGCGAUGCCAGCAGCAAUCCCGCGGCUGCUGCCGUACAGGCACUAGAGCGCAUAAGGCCCACCUUGGAUGCGCUGUACGAGGACUCGCCGGACUGCCUGCGGGCCCAGCUCCUGGAGGCCCGUCUGCAGCUGUCCGCUGAGGGUUACGAGGAGGUGGUGGGGCUGACGGGGCGGGUGCUGCGGGCGGACGAGCGGCAGCUGGAGGCGCUGGUGCUGCGCGGCCGGGCGUACUUCUAUCUGGCCGACCACGACCUGGCCAAGCGCCACUUCGGUGAGGCGCUCAAGUACGACCCGGAACACCGGGAGGCGCGGAGCGGCUUCAACAAGGUGAAGGAGUACGACCGAAAGCGCUCCCGUGCCGAGCGGGCGGUGGAGGCGCAGGACUGGCGGGAGGCGGAGCGGGCGCUGUCAGAGGCACUGCAUGUUGACCGCAACCACCGGCGAGGUAAUGAGGGGCUGUGGUUCGGCCUGUGCCGCGCUCGCUCCGCACUGCGGCAGCACGCCUCCGCCGCCACCGCCUGCGCCAACACGCUGCUGCUGGCGCCGGGUCAUCGGGAGGCGGGGCUGGCGCUGGUGCGGGAGUUGAUGGAGGCGGAGAGGUACGACGAGGCUCAGGUCCGCGCCCGCGAGCUGUUGUCCUCGCACCACCAGCGGGACGGCGAGUUCCACGAGCUGUACCGCGAGGCAGAGCGGCGGCUCAAGAUGAGCAAGCGCAAGGACUACUACAAGAUACUGGGCGUGGACUCCUCCGCCAGCGACCGGGACGUCAAGAAGGCCUACCGCGACCUAGCGCGCAAGUACCACCCGGAUAAGGUGACGGCGGAGGAGCGCGAGGCGGCCGAGGCUCAGUUCCGUGAGGUGGCGGAGGCGUACGAAGUCCUGUCGGACGAGGAGAAGCGACGACUGUACGACAGCGGUCAAGAUCUUGACAUGGCGGGUGGCGGCGGGGGUGGCGGGCACCCGUGGGGGCAUCCGGGCGGCAUGCAUUUCCAGUUCCGGUACGGGUGAGGAACUGGGGAUGAUGCAUGGUCGUGAUGUGAUGUGGGGGUGUAGGAUGUGGAGUAUGUCUAUUAGUUUGUGUUAUGAUGUUAUGUGUCGUGUUGGUUUGCGGUGCUGGUGGUGUGAAGCUGUUCAUGCAGAUGGGCCGGUAAUGUGGCUGCCGGUGUUGUGGUGAAUGUGGAGGUUGUGUAAGCUAUGAAAUGCAGUGCAAAGGUAUGAAAGGUGUAAAAGGAGUCCGGAAGAGGAGGCGUGAACCGCUGAGGGGGACUUACCGUGCUGCUGAGGGCGCGCUGGCGGGUGGUUGAGGGGGUACCUCCGAUACCAGUACAAAGCCUAGCCAUGUGAGUUGAGCCGUAUGAGCCGUAGCAACGGUAGCAACAUGGCAGUGCCUCCGCAGGCCUCAAACGCAACCAUAUGGGCCCAGGACACAGAGGUCCUACAUGGAAGAAGCAUGCGUGGGGAUAUCGAACCGGUACACCGGUUACGUGAUGACCCCCCCCCCGUGGGGAUAUGGGAUUGGGACUUAGUUGUUUGCAUUUCUUAUCUAAUUUUUCCCCCCUCCAAACACGGUACCGGUAAUUCACACAUUCGGAACCCCACCACCACCACCACCACCACCCAUUGCUGUGGUUCUGGUAUACCGGUAUCUUUGACGCCCCACCACCGCCACCGCCGCAACGGCACCGCCGCAUGCGGCAUGCAUGCUUCCUUCCGGGUCCACCAGCCGGCUACCCAUCCGCCAUCCCAUCCCAUUGUCGUUGCUGUGGAAGGGGAAAACAUCAGACAUCCCUCACGCCAUGCCUCCUUAACACACGCCAGGACUUGGUCCGGCGUAAUGUAAUUUAAUGUCGUUG